This is a messenger RNA of Fonsecaea erecta, 1992 nucleotides long. RefSeq lists its product as hypothetical. NCBI's taxonomy places the organism in Eukaryota, Fungi, Ascomycota, Eurotiomycetes, Chaetothyriales, Herpotrichiellaceae. Gene Ontology annotation, cellular component: mitochondrion. The transcript has a single exon. The record is from RefSeq and is a predicted model, not a curated record. Gene Ontology annotation, molecular function: nucleic acid binding; ATP binding. The coding region runs from base 1 to 1992 and encodes 663 amino acids.
AUGUAUGGCGCCGCACGGCAAGGGCGCCAUGUCCUGAGAGCAUUUCGAAUCGUUCCAUCCGUCUCGAUAUCCUCCCCACGGACACAAUUUGUCCCUUCAAGCUUGCGGACUAUUGUCGCCAGACCCCUCGGCGUCAGACACCUUUCAUCCACAUUCCAUCGAUGGCAACAAGCCCUUGCUGAAGACCAUGCCCGUGCGGAAGAUUUCGGCGCAGAGGACAUCUCGGCCGUCAAUCGAGAGUUCACCAAGUUUUCAGAGCUCGGAGAUGCAGGCAUCAUUGACAAAAGAAUCAUUGAAAACCUGGUCAACAAGAUGGGCAUCCACACAAUGACCGAAGUCCAGAGAAUGACCAUCAACGAAUGUCUCGACGGCACGGAUGUCAUUGCUCAAGCACGUACCGGUACUGGCAAGACCUUGGCUUUUCUGAUGCCUAUCGUGCAACGUAUGCUCCGAGAACCCGAGUUUGGGCGCCGACAACCCUCAAUCGGAGACACAAGAGCCCUGAUUAUCUCCCCUACUCGCGAGCUGGCUGAGCAGAUCGGAGAGGAGGCCAGGAAGAUCGUCCGGGGCACUGGCGUCCAGGUACAAUUGGCCGUCGGAGGUACGCAGAAACAAUAUCAUCUUAAGCUUAUGCAGAAGAUGGGUUGCCACAUCCUUGUCGGCACGCCGGGAAGAGUUAAGGAUCUCUUGUCCGACCCUUAUAAUGGCCUGAGCCUGGAAAACAUCCAGACUUUUGUAUUGGAUGAGGCCGAUCGACUCCUCGAUAUCGGAUUCGCCGACGAAAUCAGAGAGAUCCAGAGUUUCAUGCCCAAACACACCCGUCAACAUCGUCAGACUCUCAUGUUCUCCGCCACCAUGCCACGGAGUGUGGUGGGUCUGGUGAGAGAGACCAUGAAGCCGGACUUCAAGUUUGUCAGGACUGUCGACCCGGAGGAUGCCGCUACACACGAGUCCGUGCCACAACACAUUGUCUUUCUACCGGGACUCCAAAAUCAGAUUCCAGCACUGACCGAGAUCGCCUGGAACGCGAUGGAGGCACAUAAGAAGGACCCGGAAAAUAAUAUGCCUUUCAAAGCGAUCGCCUUUUUCAGGUCGCUGAACGAGGUCAAAAUAGCAUACGAAACCAUGAAAAACUUGCGCGACCCGUCGACCAGAGGAGGAAUGUUUGCUCCUCACCCACUCGCACCAUGCAAGAUCAUUGAAAUGUCAUCUCAGCUGGACCAACGGCAAAGAACUGCGAAUUCUCAAGCCUUCCGGAAUGCUGACUGCGCGCUGAUGAUCUCGUCUGAUGUCACAGCCCGAGGUAUGGACUUUCCCAACGUGUCCCAUGUCAUUCAAGUGGGUGCACCUCAUAGAAGAGAAGAUUACGUCCACCGUCUGGGCCGGACUGGCCGUGCGGGCAAACCAGGCCAAGGCUGGCUUCUGCUACAAAACGACGAGAGGAAUGAUUACAGACAACUAGCCAACAGCAUUCACGCCCACAAUAUCUACGAAGAUACGAGCCUGGAGACGGCAAAACUGGACAUGACUCAACCCUCGCAACUCUCACCACAAACGGCCAAGAUCAUGCAGAUGGUGGAAUCAGGUGUCAGACAAGUUUCCAGGCUUGACAAGGCAAAAGCGUACCAGAGCUUGUUGUCUGUGCUCAACCAGGCGGGCAAUUCCUCGAGACAAGAGAUCGUCAACCAAGUGAACGAGCUUGCGACCUAUGGAUGGGGCCUCGACUCUCCACUUUCGGUGACGAGAAGCUGGGCUGACAAGAUAGGAUACAGCGGUGUCCAAGGCCUUACUUUCCGAGAGGAAAGUGGUCCCGGUGGUUCGUUUGGCGGUGGCUCGAGACCGCGGUCUGGAGGUCGUCGUGACAGGUAUGACGAACGCGAUCCAUUCGGACAAGGCGCCUCAGGCUCCGGGCGGGGCACAUUCGGCCAAGACGGCUCAUCAUUCAACGAUCGUGGCCGUGGCAGAUUUGGUGGCGAGCGAAGGUCCCGUUAG